AUGGCCUCGCCAGAAGAAAUCGCAGGUAAAUGGCUUCUCAACCUCUGCAGUCGAAAACCAUCCGCCGAAAGAGAUGAAAUCCUCACCGAUCUCGAAAAGAUAAAGUUCGACGAAUUCUUCAAUCUGUAUGGUCAAUCACCCGUUUUCAAGACCUACUGGGUCGAAGCCGUGCGUAAGUGUCUGGCGAAAGAGCUGAGGGUCAAUUAUCCACUGGCGCGUGCGCUGCUGGAGAAAGAUGAGAGCGGAGACUUGUUCGUUGGGGAGAGGGAUUUGUUGCAGGUUGCGAUCAAGAGGGCAAAGGUUGACCCGGGAUAUCUGGGCGACGACCCGAAAAAGUCGAAUCCCGAGCUGUUGGAGAUGGUCAAGUUACUCAUGGCUCAUGGGGCGGCUAUGAAUUGUUUUGAUGAUGAGGGGUAUUCACCGCUUGUUUAUACCUGUAUACUGGGGUAUGGAGAGCUGUUCCGCUAUUUGAUCGAGGCUGGUGCGGACAUUUCGACCGUCCAGCAACGCAGAUCUCCAGAGCAUCUUGCCAAGAUCCGAAAGGCCGCUAUGAAUGGGGACAGCGUGGAAGAUGAGCCCAAGGAGCUGGUGAACCUUCUUCAAGUCACCCUAGACGCUCUGAUCUCACCGCAAGAGGUCGUCGACAUGACGUGGGUUGGCUGGCCUCCUGGUGUGAACUAUGACGUGCCCCUAUGGGAUCUUGAUAUCGAAGAUACCUGGGGCGGCAUCAUUAUGAAUCUACUGGAGCAAGGUCUUUCAUGCCCUAAAAAUGACGCGGGGCUAGUGAUGAUGCUUCAUAUUGCAUGUCGCAAAGGAGCGCUAGAUGUUGUGAGGAAGCUCUUGGCUUAUGGCGCCCAAGCUGACGUCGCCGGCCCCAGGAUGGUUGAUGGAGGACAAGGCGAAGGAUCGACUUUCGGAACGGCGAUGCAUGCUACAGCCGCAGGCCGUAACAUCGAUAUCGCUUUGGCUCUCAUACAACAUGGCGAAAGUGCCAGCUGUCGUCGACGCUGUAUUUUCAACCGCGGAGGUUCCAACGGAGAUAUGACGCCCAUCGAAGCCGCGAUAGCAGGAGACCGUUAUGGGAAUGAUGAUGAUGACCUCCUCGCGUUUUCAGAGCCGUUCAUGGAACGCGCGAGCGAUCUUGAAGGCUCUGACUACCAGGCCGUGCUGGAAUACUGCGCGCAGAACAAUAAGCUUGAAGCAGCAAAACGGCUUCUUGACACAGGGACACGACUCGAAGAAGUAUCAACCUCGGUGUCGAGCGUUGAUAUGGCAAAGUUGCUAGUGUCUCAUGAUAUCAAACUUGAUCCAGUGGCCUUGCAAGAGAGAGCGCUGAAGAGAGGACGGUUGAGUCUUUUGCGGUGGUGUGUUGAUGAAUAUGGUGCCAAGCUACCUGAUGAUCCAAAUUCCUGGGGGGAGAUGGUGACUUGGCUUCUCUCAUCUGGUAAUAUGUACCUUGAGCAAACCAAAUACCUCAUCACUGAGUAUCCGGGCCCGCAUAUCGAUAUGGUUCUCAUCUCAAGACGAGUUCUCCAUCGGGAGAAUCACAAAGCAAGGAAGACAAGUUGGCUUCAUACCGCCAUCAUUAAGCAUAUCCUGCCGGUUAUCAAGAUGUUAUUGGAGGCCGGGGCUGAUGUUACGCUACCUGGGUUACAUGCCGAUGCAACCGCUGUGAUAAGGAAAGGUGGUCGAGGGACAUUUCGAAGUAUCAGUAAGUGGCUGGAGAUUGUUGGAAUGGUGGAGAGGAAGAUCUCCGGUGAUGAGGGGUGGACUAUGCCUUCGUAUGCUGAGGUGAGGAAGCGCAUUGCGCAGACUGUGGCGACUGAAAGACAAGCUUGGGAUGAGAAGAUUGAGAGUAUGGUCAAAAGCAGACAGGAGGUCCCUUACGCCACUCUGGAGAGGGUAGAUGACCCAGCGCCAUCUUCUCCUUUGGGGAUUGCGUCCUCGGCAGAUUUGUAUCAGCCUCUCGACGGCAGCAGUUCCUUUCGACUUCUCGAACUGCUUCCAUCAUGCAAUCGUUCUGAUCCUCUCGUCGGGCGUCUGGUCGAUAGCGACAUCACAUUUCAACCCGACUACGAAGCUCUCUCCUAUGUCUGGGGAGANNACCUCCACUCGGCGCUCAUCCACCUCCGCUCUCCCAACACCGUACGAACACUCUGGGUCGACGCCCUAUGCAUCAACCAAACAGUCCACGGCGAACGAAACCAACAAGUCCGCAUCAUGGGUGACAUCUACAAAUCAGCCCGUCAAGUCGUAGUAUGGCUCGGCGACGCAGCUGAUGAUUCACAUCUUGUAUUCCAACAUCUCAACGACGAAAGCAUCCCCGACUCAUUCCACAACGAUUCACCUCCACCAGAAGAUAAACGACGUGCUUGGUGUGCCCUUGUCAAACGACCUUGGUUCUUCCGCACAUGGGUCAUACAAGAGAUAGCCCUUGCGAAAAGAGCGGUCAUGAUGUGUGGGGAGGAGUCGACGCUGUGGAGAAACGUGGAGGCUGGUUGGAAGCCUGACUUUUCGGGUGGUGCUAAGGGGCUUUCAACUUCGCGUAGCGGUGGAGGUGAUCAUCCGCUCGAGGGGUUUGAUCCAGAUAGUCAUGUUUGGAGUCUGAGGAUGCUUGGUGUCGGUAGCGAUCCGAUGAGUAUUCUGAGGUACAGCCGCGUUUGUCAGACUACUGAGAUUCGGGAUAAGAUCUAUGGCAUCUUGGGUUUAUUCGAGCCGGGAUUCAUACCGGUUGAAUAUGAUCUCCCCGUUGAGGAUAUCUUUCGUCAGUUCACAGAGGCUGUGAUCAAACUCACCAAAGAUCUUCGUAUCCUCGAAAUUGUCGGUGCAAAGCGCAGUUAUCCAAACCUUCCAUCUUGGGUCCCUGACUUCACGGAUACUUCGACCAACAGUCUCCCUGAGCGUAAUUGGUACGCACCAUAUCGCAAAGACGCGGAGGAGAAUUACGAUGUUCGGUGUGCAGAUGGAACGCGACUUAGCUUUCCUAGGGAACGCUUAGGGAAUGAGUAUCUGCCAGGCUUGAAGUUCUCGGAACAUGGGACUCUGACGAUCAGGGGAAAGAUGGUUGAUACGAUUCGAGAGCUUGGGCCGGAGCUUAAAGCCGGUGUUGGCCAUGCACCGGGAACUACAGGGUUUGGAAUGGUGAUGAAGGAGUGGGAAAGUCUUGCUGUCAAACUAGUUCCGGGGUGGAAGGAUACCAAGUCUUCAUUGAGCAAGGCUGUUGCAAGGACACUUACAGCAACCCAUGGCUCUGAGCUCUUUGGCACCGGCGUUGGCUUCACGCAAUGGUAUCGACACUGCGGCGCCGGUAUUCUCGAACCAAACGAUCCAUCAAUGUUUCUUCGUGAUCACGAGUUCUAUCUCUGGUGGUUAAGCGUCGGGAAGGACUCAGAAGAAAAGGACCCCGAAACGAGUUCUGAAGAAAAGUCCGAUGAAGAGCCUGGUGUUAUUGGGUAUGAUCUCAGAGAGUUCUCCAAAAAGUUCACCUUUGCGAGCUAUGGUCGAUGUCUUUUCACUAGUGAGAAGGGGUCGUUGGGACUAGCGAGUCCGAGAGCGAAAGCGGGGGAUCGGGUUGUUUACUUUCCCGGGUCGACUGAACCGUUUCUGUUGAGGAAGAGGGAGGAAGGGGGGUGGAUGUUGGUGGGUGAAUGUUAUUUGUAUGGGCUUGACUUGGAUAUGUUGUUUCAUGAUGCGGAGCAUUUAGUUGAGGAGUUUGAGAUAUUUUAG
Molecule: messenger RNA, 3726 nt
Organism: Fusarium tjaetaba
Lineage: Eukaryota; Fungi; Ascomycota; Sordariomycetes; Hypocreales; Nectriaceae
Product: heterokaryon incompatibility het-6
Exons: 1
Coding region: 1-3726 (1241 amino acids)
Molecular function (GO): protein binding
Source: RefSeq, a predicted model, not a curated record